AUGAUCGCGGAUUAUCUGGGCCGCGCGCAAAUGCUUGACGAGGCUCUCGUUCAGGCUGGCAGACCGCUCUCUUUAAUGGAGCAAAAUUUAUAUGUGUUCCGCGGGCUCAGACCGGAACUCAAAGCGAUCGCGGCCUCUCUCACUGCUUCCGGGAAUCCGGUAACGCUCGCUCACUUAUCUGACCAUUUGCAGGCACACGAGUUUAUACUCGUAGAUGAUUACCCCUCGGCGGUUGAGCCCGGUGUUCUGGCGACCGCGAUGUAUGCUGGCCGAGCACCGAACAAUAGCGGCAGGCAGACACAGAACCACCGUGGGCGCGGUGGUCGAGGAGGACAGGGACGUGGCAGACGUGGCGGCCGUAACGGGAAUCCGAGGUGCCAAAUUUGCCGUUCGCAUGGCCAUACGGCUGUGUACUGCUUUAAACGAUACAGUACAUAG
Molecule: messenger RNA, 438 nt
Organism: Ipomoea nil (Japanese morning glory)
Lineage: Eukaryota; Viridiplantae; Streptophyta; Magnoliopsida; Solanales; Convolvulaceae
Exons: 1
Coding region: 1-438 (145 amino acids)
Source: RefSeq, a predicted model, not a curated record